AUGGAUAUCGUAGUACCGCGUCAUGCGCUUUCCAUGAGCUUUACAUAUGCUGUGCUCCUCGACGUCCCCAGCAAGGACCAGCUCGACUGGUCGAGGUCUGAUUGUGCCAGCCGUUCGCCGCCAAAAUCUAUUGAAGCGUCGUGGCUACUAAUCUUCCUGGCGGAAAAGUGUAGACCUGAUCAGCACAUGGGCUGGAGACCAGAAAAGGCAUGCGGAAACAAGGAUGGUACUUACGAUCAAAUCAAAGUUCAAGACCUGCCACCUUCACAAUGCACAGGCUGGCUCGAGCUUGAUAGGCGCGUCAAUGCGAGUGAGUGUGCUAGGGAAGAGAGGCCAGUGAGGGGGGCAAAGUAUGAACUGAGUCAAGGCUACCCUUUAGUGAGUUGGAGCACACCGGGCUCAAGAGCUAAACUGGGCCUUGCACGAAAGAACCUUGUCCAUGGGCCAUACAUCGGGCGGGGGACAGCUAGCGCAGUAAAUGAGAGUGAUAAAGGGGGAAGAUGGGGGGAACCGAAGGCCAACUCCACGCACCCAAUGACUAGUGAGGAGAGAAACCACCGAACGACCGACUCCACUAGAGCUUGCCACAGCUGGGCUCGAGGAUCCCGAUCCAAUAGGCAAGUGAUAGAGGAUGUGUCUGACAGUGCGACGGAUCGGCCGCCGCCAUUGCAGAUGAAUGGCUGGUGA
This is a messenger RNA of Aspergillus niger, 687 nucleotides long. RefSeq lists its product as hypothetical. The record is from RefSeq and is a predicted model, not a curated record. NCBI's taxonomy places the organism in Eukaryota, Fungi, Ascomycota, Eurotiomycetes, Eurotiales, Aspergillaceae. The transcript is spliced from 5 exons. Bases 1 to 687 code for a protein of 228 amino acids.